AUGGCAUGUUUUUGCAAAGCCUGUAACAAACGAUUUGGAGAUCAGGACGCAUUGGUCCAACACUUCGACAACUCGCCACUUCAUACCGGCUCGUAUGCUUGCGAUGCCUGCAACCGAAGUUUCAACGACAGACAUAGCCUGAAACAACACCUCUUCUCUUCGGUCCACAGGCCUUCAUACGACUGCGAUACCUGCGAUAGAAAGUUCGCUAGCACGAAAAAUCUACGACAACACCUUCACGACUCACCUACAUGUUGUGUAGAUUGA
Messenger RNA from Bipolaris zeicola 26-R-13, 267 nucleotides. RefSeq lists its product as uncharacterized. The transcript has a single exon. NCBI's taxonomy places the organism in Eukaryota, Fungi, Ascomycota, Dothideomycetes, Pleosporales, Pleosporaceae. Bases 1 to 267 code for a protein of 88 amino acids. The record is from RefSeq and is a predicted model, not a curated record.